Molecule: messenger RNA, 2841 nt
Organism: Anneissia japonica
Lineage: Eukaryota; Metazoa; Echinodermata; Crinoidea; Comatulida; Comatulidae
Product: arf-GAP with dual PH domain-containing protein 1-like
Exons: 8
Coding region: 78-1196 (372 amino acids)
Biological process (GO): positive regulation of GTPase activity
Cellular component (GO): plasma membrane; intracellular membrane-bounded organelle
Molecular function (GO): phosphatidylinositol bisphosphate binding; GTPase activator activity
Source: RefSeq, a predicted model, not a curated record
AGGCUAUUAAAAAGUGAAACUCUGAGUCCGAGUUCAGCAACAAGUUGCGGAAGACAGCUCAGUUAAGAUACAGAAAAAUGGCUGAAAGAAAUAAAAAUCGCCUUUUAGAUCUAUUAACUCAAGAAGGAAAUAACGUAUGUGCUGAUUGUGGAUGUCAGGAUCCUGAUUGGGCGUCAUUCAACCUUGGUAUUUACUUGUGCGUAACAUGCGCACAAAUCCAUCGAAUGCUUGGAGCUCACAUUAGUAAAGUGAAGUCUAUUCGCCUCGAUCAAUGGAAUGAUGACCAGGUGGAGUUCAUGGCAGCCAAUGGUAAUAGAGCUGCGAAAGCUAAAUAUGAAUUAUGUGUACCGCCCUCCUACAAGCGGCCAGCGGAAAGCGAUUGCCAGGUUCUACGUGAACAGUGGAUCCGUGCUAAAUAUGAGCGCCAUGAAUUUAUGGAUGUAGAUAAGCAAACGUAUUUGUCUGGACACAAGACAGGCUACCUGUGGAAACGAGGCAAGGACGACAGCAAAUAUCAGAGCCGAUUGUUCGUGCUAUCAGAAGAGGAAAAUGUAAUCAAAUACUAUAAUAAGCAAGAUGCUAAGGAACCAAAGGCUGCUAUUAAGCUAUCCAAUUUAAAUGCCGUGUUUGUUCCUGAUAAGAUUGGAAAUCCCAAUGGACUUCAGAUAUCUUGGGUAAAAGAGGGCCAAACGCGUAACAUCUAUCUCUAUACUGACGAUGGAAAGGAUAUUGUUGAAUGGUACAAUGCAAUUCGCCAUGCCAAUUACAACCGUCUAAAAGUUGCAUAUCCUGGAACCCCAGAUGAGGAGUUGAGGUCACAGCUGAGUCGUGACUUCCACAAGGAGGGUUGGCUGUGUAAGACUGGACCCAAGGGCAGUGAGGCCUACCGCAAGAGAUGGAUGACCCUGGAUGGCAGAAGACUUCUUUACUUUGCGGAACCACUGGACCCAAAUCCCAAAGGGGAGGUAUUUCUCGGAAACAAGCUUGACGGUUACUUUGUGCGAGAUGGUCUCCCACCAGGUAGACAAGAAGAGCCCCCUAACAGCUUCUCUCUCAUCACACCUGACCGAGAGUACUACUUCAGUGCUGACAGUUCAGAGGAACAAAAGGCGUGGAUGGAAGCUCUGAAAGCGGCCUGUGAUAAACCAAUGUAUCCGCAAGAUCAGAAGAAUAAACAAGAAAGCAAAUUAAAAUAGGCAAAUGAUAAUUACGUGAUAUUUUAAACGAAAUGUUAAUGAAGUUCUUUCACAUAUAUUUUUUUUUUUUUGACAAUUUGCAACUUAUGGGUGCAAACAGAAUUGACUUAAAGAGUAGAAUAUUUACAGUAAACAAUGCUGAAAGUUUAUUUUGAAAAUUUAAUGCUCUCUUUUAGAUUAGUAAUAAUAUGUUAGUGUUAUAUCGCACAUCAUGCGAGGACCUCUAGUAGUUUCACAUUAACGUACACGGGAUCGAGCUGCUAUAUAACUAAUACUCAAUUUUAUGGGGAAUUUUAACCCCUUGAAAAUGGUUGCUAAUGUCCUGCAAAACGACAGUGUAAAUGUACGUAAACAGGUGCCUUUGUGGAACAACGCACAUGUUUGUAAGACAAGCGUGUAUAUAGCUUCUUACAAACAUUAAAAAGUAUUGUAUAUUAAUUUACAUUGUAAUCAUAUAAGGUCAGCAUUUCUUAUAUAUAGUGAGAAUGUCAGUGUUCCUUAUUAUUGUAAAAGAUGCAUCAUCAUUUUUCUUGGCAAUUUCACAAUUUUAUAUGCCAUAAACCUUAAUACUCCACUCGCUUUAUUAAUCCACUAUAUAUACAGUUACUCAUACUCAGCUUCAAGGCUAAUAUGGAUCCUUAGAAUAGCAAUGCUAUGGUCUUAAAAAAUAACAUUAUAAACGUACAGUAUGUAAACAUGUACCCUUGUGCGACACAAUAUUUAUAUUUUAGGUACAAGCAUGUAUUCUUGACCUUGUUUAGAUUAGUCAGAAUUUACGCUGGACACGGGAUAGGACCGUUCCAUAAUGUCACAAUUAGUAAUCAUUGCAGCAGCAUUCAAACCUAUCUGCUACCUACUAUAUGUGUACUUGCUUUAAUUGGAUCGGGUCAAUCUCUGAAUCCCGAUCAAUGAUAGAGAUCCAGAUUGCUCUGUUUUGAAUUGUUGAAAUUGAAAUACUCAUGCGUAUCUAUUUAAUGAGAUCUGUAUCAAAGGGUAGGAUUCUAUAUAGUGACUGGUUUGUCACAUGUUGUUUGGCAUCUACAGUAAUAUUCUGAGCAGCCCUGCUAGGUGGAUAUCCAAUAUGGAUUCAGUACCUGUUCUUAGAUCAGCCACAAAUGGUCUUUUAAUCAGAAGCUACGCCACACACUUCCUAAGAUGCUUGUAAGAGAUACGUGAAAGAAUGCACAUUCAUUAAAAAAUUGUUUUGUUUUCGAAGUCUUGUACAUUGUUUUUAGCUGCUUAGAUUCAGCUUAUAAUUUUAAUAAUUAGUUACAUUAUAAAAAGUAUAGUUAAUAACUUCUAAGAAAAUCCAUUUGGCAUCAGUGAAAGUAUUUUUGUUUUGAUUUUGUUUCAUUCAUUUGGCUUGAUGUAAAAAAAGGCAUAGCAUAAUACCUGGUAUAUGAAAGAUUUUAAGGAAUGGUUAAAGCUUCGAGUAUCAAGAUUUGUUUAAAAUUUACUUUGUCUUUGCAGUAGAUAAUUUGCUCAAAUAAUCGAUUAUGCAUUGUAUAUAAUCAGUUUGUUUUGUGAAUGAAUAUAGUGUGACUUCUUAUCAAGCUUGCUCUUGUGAACUGUAAUAUCUGAAGAUAUUCUUGUGGUAGAUUUUAUUACCAUUAUUUACAAUAAAGCUUCUCACAAACAUUAAAAA